This is a messenger RNA of Amborella trichopoda, 2008 nucleotides long. RefSeq names its product ran-binding protein M homolog. NCBI's taxonomy places the organism in Eukaryota, Viridiplantae, Streptophyta, Magnoliopsida, Amborellales, Amborellaceae. The record is from RefSeq and is a predicted model, not a curated record. Gene Ontology annotation, molecular function: protein binding.
AAUCAAUGAACUCGGGUCAGGGUUUCUCGAAUCAGAAAGUGUAAAUGGAUCGGUGAGCACCGUUAUUAGGGUUUCUGGUUUGCAGGCUCUGCAACUGGUUUUGAAGGAACCAUCAGCAAAAUAAGGAUAAGAAAAGGUUCGUUUCUUGCCGUUGAAUUGAGGCUUGGAAUCGUUUCUCAUUAAAGCAUUAGGUAUUUGGAAUGGUAAAAACUACUCGUCUCUGUCAGUUGAAUUAGCGUUUUUGGGAUUUGGGUUACUUACAAAGCGAUGCUCUAGAAUUAGCUCAGAAGAGGAUUCUAGUGGUGAGAUAGUAAGAAUGCAGAUUGGAGUUUCUGGUUUUGAUCUUGAGAGCCUGGGUUGGAGAAGGGGAUCUGAGGGUUUAAGCAAAGAUGACGAGGAAGAGGUCCCAACACAUUUGAACACCAUGAACAGUUGCUCUUUCUUGGGGGUUUCAACAGAUAAGCUCUCUAUUCAGUACACUGGUGAGGCUCUCCAUGGCCAUGAUGUUGGUGCAGUUCAGAGCAAUUGCCCUGCUCCUACUAAGAGGUUGGUCUACUAUUUUGAGAUUUUUGUGAGGGACGCUGGACAAAAGGGUUCCAUUUCGAUUGGUUUCACAAAUGAGAGAUUCAAGAUGAGGAGGCAGCCCGGAUGGGAAGCAAACAGCUAUGGUUACCAUGGGGAUGAUGGUCUUCUUUAUCAUGGACAGGGAAAGGGAGAUGCCUUUGGGCCAACAUUUGGCACUGGUGAUACAGUUGGUGGUGGUAUUAACUACGCUUCAAAUGAGCUGUUUUUCACUAAAAAUGGAGGGUUUUUGGGAAGCGUUUGUAAGGAUGUAAAGGGUCCUUUGUUUCCUACCAUUGGCGUUCAUAGUCCCCGUGAGAAGGUGGAUGUCAAUUUUGGACAACGACGAUUUGUUUUCGACAUUGAGGCAUUUGCAGCAGAGGAAAGAAUGAAACAACAAAUGGCUAUUGAAAAAGUAUCUUUACCGCUUAGCAUUAGCCACUGGAUUGUUCGUUCAUAUUUGCUACAUUAUGGUUAUCAAGAUACUCUCACCUCAUUUGAUAUUGCGAGCAAAGGAACAUUUCCUUCCAGUCCAAUUGAGCAUCAAAACAAUGGCACUAUCGAAGUAGAAGAGAUGUAUGCAUUAAGCCACCGGAAACUGCUACGCCAGCUUAUUCGGAGUGGAAAUGUUGAUUUGGCAUUUGUAAAACUUCAGGAAUGGUAUCCUCAGCUUGUGCAGGAUAACACAUCAACUGUUCGCUUCCUGCUUCAUUGCCAGAAGUUUAUCGAACUUGUCAGGGUUGGACUCCUAGAAGAGGCAGUAACAUAUGCGCGGGCCGAACUGGCACGGUUUUUUGCAAUGAAGCCUUAUGAGGAUCUUCUUCAGGAUUGCAUAGCCUUACUGGCCUAUGAGGAACCAUCAAAAUCAUCUGUUGGCUACCUUCUCGAUGUAGCCCAGAGAGAGGUGGCUGCAGAUGCUGUGAAUGCUAUGAUUUUGUCAACAAACCCUAACUCAAAGGAUUCAAAGAAUUGCUUGCAUUCAUGUCUUGAGAGGCUCUUGAGGCAGUUGACUGCUUGUUGCUUGGAAAGGAGGGCCCUAAAUGGAGAUCAAGGUGAGGUCUUCAAUCUUCACAGGGUUUUGCUUGGCGAGGGAAGCAAAUAGCACUCUCUCUCUCUCAAGUUUCUCUCUCUCAUGUUAUUCUCAAUGUUUUGUAUCGUUUAGCUUGAGAUCUCUGUCCAUUAUCGAUCCUGCAGUGAUUCUGGUUAUUUUCUUUUGCUGCACAUUUGUUUUCUUGUUUUUUUUUUAAAACUUUAAACAUUGUAUAGAUGGUUUAGAAUUUUGCUGCACAUUUGUUGUCCUUGUCUUACAAAUAUUGCAUAGGCCUUCUCUUUACUGUUGCUCUACAUCGGUUUGUACCUUUGUAGUUGUCUUCCAAAUAUUUCAAUGCCAUUUCUCUUCUUGCAAGAAUAUUGACUAGCAGCUGAAAUAUGAAAUACUAAUUGAUGA